This is a messenger RNA of Malania oleifera, 2780 nucleotides long. Its product is annotated as protein FAR1-RELATED SEQUENCE 5-like. Gene Ontology annotation, biological process: regulation of DNA-templated transcription. The record is from RefSeq and is a predicted model, not a curated record. Bases 221 to 2422 code for a protein of 733 amino acids. The transcript has 2 exons. Gene Ontology annotation, molecular function: zinc ion binding. Lineage: Eukaryota; Viridiplantae; Streptophyta; Magnoliopsida; Santalales; Ximeniaceae.
GGUUCCAGUUAGAAAAUAAAAAAUAAAUUAUAUCCAGUAGGAGGCCUGAGCGGAGGGCUCUCCUCUCAGCUUCAUUAACCAAAACCCAAAAUCCUAACCCUUAACUGUGUUCUUCCCAAAAGCCCCGUCUUUCUUCUCCCUCCGAUCAACUCGCAAUGUGCUACUUUGGAGUUUGGAUGAUAUGAAUUUUUAAAUUCACGACUCCGAAAAUCAAUACCCGAUGGACUUGGACCCCCUCAACGUCGGGAAGGAGGUGUUGGAGUUCGACGCGGGUACUGCACCCUCCGGCGAAGAAGACGACGACGACGACGACGCCGCCCUCGAUUCUCACCGCCCUGGCCACUCCGACGACUCCGCCGACGAAACUGAAACGGUCGCUUUAAACUUCGACCCAAACCUCGAACCCUAUGAGGGAAUGGAGUUCGACUCCGAACAAGCCGCCCGAAUCUUCUACAACUCCUACGCCCGCCGCACCGGCUUCGGCACCCGCGUCAGUGUGUACCAGCGCUCGCGCCGAGACGGGUCCAUCGUCUGCCGCCAGAUCGUAUGCUCCCGCGAGGGCUUCCGCCGCGAGGGCGCCGCGAACUUGUCCAAGCGCCGCCGCACCGUCACCAGAGUCGGCUGCAAAGCCCAGAUAACGGUGAAAAAACAGGCUUCCGGCAAAUGGGCCGUGUCCAAACUCGUCAAGGAACACAACCACGAGCUCCUGCCAUCGGAUAAAGUCCACUGCCUCCGAUCCCACAGGUACGUCUCCGGCCCUGCCCGGAGCCUGAUUGAUACUCUUCAGGCCGCCGGGAUGGGUCCAAGUGGAGUAAUGUCUGUUUUGAUUAAGGAGUCUGGAGGUGUUAACAAUGUGGGGUUUACUAAGGUUGAUUGCCAGAAUUACAUGAGCAGUAGUAGGCAGAGGACUCUAGGCAUUGGGGGUCGGGUUAUUUUCGAGUACUUGACCCGAAUGCAGGCAGAGGAUUCAGGUUUCUAUUACGCCAUUCAGGAUGAUAGUUCGGCAGGGAAUGUGUUUUGGGUUGAGGGGAAUUGUAGGAUGAACUAUAGGUACUUUGGGGACACAGUCACUUUUGAUACAACCUAUAGAAUGAAUCGGUAUAGGGUUCCAUUUGCCCCAUUUACUGGGUGGAACCACCAUGGGCAGCCGAUGCUGUUUGGCUGUGCAUUGUUGCUCAAUGAAUCUGAGUCCUCGUUUAAGUGGGUAUUCCAGAAUUGGCUUGCUGCUAUGUCAGGUCGACAUCCGGUAUCGAUUACCACUGAUCAGGAUAGGAUCAUACGGGCAGCUGUUGCACAGGUGUUCCCGGAAACACGGCACCGUUUUUGUAAGUGGAAUGUGUUUAGAGAAGCCCAGGAGAGGUUGUCCCAUGUAAAUCAAUCGUACCCCAAUUUUGAAGCAGAAUUUCAGAGGUGUAUAAAUGUAACUGAGACAAUCAAUGAGUAUGAGUCAUGCUGGAAGGCACUUGUUGAAAGGUACAAUCUUGGAGAUAAUGAAUGGCUUCAGUCAAUGUAUGAUGCUCGUGAGCACUGGGUGCCCGUUUAUCUCCGUGGUACUUUUUUUGGGGAGAUGUCUAUAACACAAGAAAGUGAUAAUAUAAAUGCAUUCUUUGAUGGGUAUGUGAAUGCAUCCACAAAUGUCCAGGCGCUGGUUAAGCAAUAUGAGAAAGCUAUUGCAACUCGGCAUGAGAAGGAAGUAAUGGCAGAUUAUGACACUAUUAACACUGCACCCGUUUUAAAAACACCAUCACCUAUGGAAAAACAAGCAGCAAAACAUUUUACAAAGAGGAUAUUCAUGAAAUUUCAAGAGGAAUUAGUCGAGACCCUUGCUUACCCCGCCACUCUAAUUGAUGAUACUGGAUCAGAAACAGUGUACAGUGUGGCAAAAUUUGGGGAAGAUCACAAAGUAUGCAUUGUGAGGUUCAAUGUUUUUGAAAAGAAGGCUAGUUGUAGCUGCCAAAUGUUUGAGUUUUCGGGUAUAAUUUGUAGACACAUAUUAGCAGUUUUUAGAGUAGCAAACAUUCUUACACUUCCUGCUCAUUAUAUCUUGAAACGGUGGACAAGAAAUGCCAAAAGUGGUGAUGUGUUGGACGAGCACAUGCUUGGACUGACAAGUGGUUGUCAAGAAUCCUCCACUGGUCGCUAUGAUAAUCUACGCCUAGAAGCCAUCAAAUAUGUAGAAGAAGGGGCAGAAUCAAUUCACGUUUAUAAUGUGGCGAUGGAUGCUCUUCGAGAGGCUGCAAAAAAGGUUGCUGCAGCAAAGAAGCAUAGUCAUAAAGUCAAACGGUAUACCCCUGAUGAGGGAAGUUGUAAAAAAGAAGGCUUAAGGGAAGAUAGAUCUGACCAGCUAUGGCUCUGCCCAAUGCCUUUGCUUCCUUUUCCCCCUUCCCGCAGCAGGAUCAAGAUAAGAAGAUUCGGGAAUUGACCAAUGAAUUGGAAAAUGCAAGUCAGCGAUGUGAAGCAUAUCGGGCAACUUUGCUGGCUGUUUUGAAAGAUAUGGAAGAACAGAAGUUAAAGAUAUCUGUUAAGGUACAGAAUGCAAGGCUCAAUCUAAAAGAUUGAAGUGGGAGGGGAUUUUGAGUGUACCAGUUUCCUCAUCUUCAUCACAUAUACUAGCAAUAGGAAUUUGGAUUAGGUCAAUUACUAGCUGUAUAGCUAAUUCUUUUUUUUUCCCCCUAGCCUAGAACAGUUGUACUGUAAUGUAUGAAGAUUAGUCAAAUGUAAACAAAAAUUGAUAUAUAGAAUUUGAAAGAGAUAGCAAGGAAUUGAUAUUUUCUCCUCCA